Messenger RNA from Pipra filicauda (Wire-tailed manakin), 1341 nucleotides. RefSeq names its product Ras like without CAAX 1 (gene RIT1). The transcript is spliced from 4 exons. The record is from RefSeq and is a predicted model, not a curated record. Gene Ontology annotation, cellular component: plasma membrane. Gene Ontology annotation, biological process: Ras protein signal transduction. NCBI's taxonomy places the organism in Eukaryota, Metazoa, Chordata, Aves, Passeriformes, Pipridae. The coding region runs from base 246 to 797 and encodes 183 amino acids. Gene Ontology annotation, molecular function: GTP binding; calmodulin binding; GDP binding.
CCUGGGAACACGGGGGGAUCCCUGGGAAUGGGGUCAGGGCUCCCCAGGCCCCCUCCCAGCGGGGCUGUGGAAGCGGUGCCGCCGAUCCAGUCCUGCUUCUGGGGGGAAAACAUGGAAAAAGGGGAAUGUGGGGGCAGUGGGAGCAGGGAAGAGGGGGGUGUUCCCGGGGCAACGUCCCGGAAAAGUGGGAAAAUGGGCAAAACGAAGGCAAAGAGGGCUGACGGUGUCCGGGCUCCCCUCCAGCCAUGACCAUGCAGUUCAUCAGCCACCGCUUCCCCGAGGACCACGACCCCACCAUCGAGGACGCCUAUAAGAUCCGGAUCCGCAUCGACGACGAGCCCGCCAACCUGGACAUCCUGGACACGGCAGGGCAGGCGGAGUUCACGGCCAUGAGGGACCAGUACAUGCGGGCCGGGGAGGGGUUCAUCAUCUGCUACUCCAUCACCGACCGGCGCAGCUUCCACGAGGUGCGCGAGUUCCGGCAGCUCAUCUACCGCGUGCGCCGCACCGACGACACGCCCGCCGUGCUCGUGGGCAACAAAUCCGACCUGGCCCAGCUGCGCCAGGUGUCCAAGGAGGAAGGCUCUGCCCUGGCCCGGGAGUUCAACUGCCCCUUCUUUGAGACGUCGGCGGCGUUCCGGUACUACAUCGACGACGUGUUCCACGCCCUGGUGAGGGAGAUCCGCCGCAAGGAGAGGGAGGCCCUCAUGGCCAUGGAGAAGAGGUCCAAGCCCAAGAGCAGCGUGUGGAAGAGGCUCAAGUCGCCCUUCCGCAGGAAGAAGGACUCGGUCACCUGAGCCGGGGGGGGGAAAAGGAAAAUUCCUCUGGGAAGAAGCGAAGGAGAGCCCGGCGGGCGGGCCCAGGGCGGCUCAGGGACAUCCCCUGAGGGGACUCCGGCAGGGAGCGAGUGACUCUGCCCGUUGUUUCUGUUUAGGAUGAGAUUCCCUUCCUUCUGGAUCCUGGACCCCGGACACAGCGACGGUUUUCCUCCUGUCUGUUGCCAUUUUUCCCUCGCCGGUUCCCGGCGUCGCUUGGGAGCGUUCCCGGGUCAAACUGGGAGUGCUGGGAGUGCUGGGAGCUGGGCUGUGCCAGACGUGGCUGGAGCUGCCCCCAAACCGGCUGAAUUCCCUGUUUUCCUGGUCGUUUUGCACGAGCUGCUCUCCAGAACAACAACAACAACAGCCCAGAGCUCGAGGGGUGUUUGCAGCGUGGAGGUCGCUGAGCAGAGCUGGGCUGGGCUGGGCUGGGCUGGGCUGGGCUGGGCUGGGCUUCUCAGCUCCUCACUGAGCAGAUUUGGGGGUUUUUCCCGGCAAAAUUAACAUGGAAUCCUCGUGCAAGUGU